GGGACGUGUUUGUUGAGGGUUGUUCCCUGAGCCGUGGUUUGCUCCGAGCUCUUGUUUCCGUCCGGACGUCCUUUCCGUGACACCGGGGCCUGAUUAUUCAGCGGACCCCGCCGCUGCCGGGAGUCCCGGGGCCGGAGCCGAGGGUGAGGCCGGGGCCUGGGCCUGGGCCUGGGCCGCAUCUCCGAACCGUACAGCCUGGGGCUCUCGCCGCGUUCAACAACUGCGACUCGCGACCGUUUGCUCGGGACACCCUCUGGGGCAACCCCCUCCCCCGGGACACCCUGGGAGUCACCCCCUACUUCCUCCUUUACUGGGAUAUGCCCCACCCCACUUCCCCGUGUUCCUUGUUUCUUUGUAACCCUCUUCACUGAGUUAAACCCCUCUGGGGUACCCCUCCUCCAGACAUGCUCCCAGCCCACUAGAUAAUCCCCUAAGUCUCCUCCACCCCACCCACCCCCACGUCUUCUUACUCCUUGCCUGGCUUUCUCAUCCUUUUAGAGAUUUUAAAAAAACUGCAGAUGCUGGAAUCCAAGGUAAACAAACAGGAGGCUGGAAGAACACAGCAGGCCCGGGUAUUACCCUUCUUCAGGACUUCAGUCUGUCCUUCCAGCCUCCUGUUUGUCUGCUAUUCUCAUCCCUUUGCCUGUCUGUCACACCAUGACCCUGUUUGGGGGAUAGGAGUUAUUAGGUGAGGGGUAUCUGGUAAGCACUGCAGUGCUCAUGGUUCUGAGGGGAUGUGGGGCUAAAAGGAUUCAUUCUGAUGGGCGACUACACCCACCACACGGGUUGGAAAUCCACGUGUAAAAGUGCAGUGAGGACACAAUCCAUGGAGCCCAGUAAAGUGAGGAAGUGGGCAAGUCGGAAACGGCCCCAUAUGGAGCAUAUGGUGGACCUCUCUGUGAGCUCAGUGAGCCUCCCCGUUCCUGAUGAGAUCAAGAAACUUUUCAACAAGAGAUUCACCUUUGAGAAGCUCACUGACCAACCCUGGUGUCUACCUGACAUUGAGGGAGUUUGUACAAGGGAGUCCAAGAGGCUGCAGGCUCUGAAAGAGUCUCUCAAUGAUGUGAAGAAUGAGCUGAGUGACAAGGAACUGGAGAAGUGGCAUGAGCACACUGCCUUUACCAACCGAGCAGGGAAGGUCAUCCCGGUGGUACGGAGCACCGUGAAUGCUGAGUUGUGCACGCAGGCCUGGUGCAAGUUUCACGAGAUCUUGUGCACGUUUUCCUUGCUCCCACUUGAGGCGCUCCAGAAUGGGGAGCUGAACUCUGUCCACCUUUGUGAGGCCCCUGGCGCGUUCAUUGCCAGUCUGAACCACUACCUCAAGUCUAAUCGUAUCCCAUGUGACUGGAAUUGGAUCGCCAAUACCCUCAACCCCUACUACGAAGGCAAUGACACUGGCAUGAUGAUAAUGGACGACCGGCUCAUUGCUGCGACACUGCCCUGGUGGUACUUUGGCCCUGAUAACACUGGGGACAUCAUGGCCCAUGACUGCCUUCAGGGGUUAAAGGAAUUAACCCAGAACGUGAAGGUCCACCUGGUGACGGCAGACGGGAGCUUUGAUUGCCAGGAUAACCCCGGAGAGCAGGAAACGCUGGUAUCUCCCUUGCACUACUGUGAGACUAUUGCUGCCUUGACGCUCCUCAGCCCAAAGGGCUCCUUUGUGUUGAAGAUGUUCACCCUGUUUGAGCGCUCCUCUGUCUGCCUGCUUUACCUGCUCAACUGCUGUUUUUGCGAAGUCAGUGUCUUUAAGCCAGGCACCAGCAAGUCGGGAAAUUCUGAAGUCUAUGUGGUCUGCCUCGGAUUCAAGGGCAAGGAUGCUCUGGGAAAGCACCUUGACCAGCUGGAGAUGAGCUUUGGGCCGGAUGUCGUCCAGAAGGCUGACUUUGUCUGGGCUGCUGUCCCGGAGUCCUUCUUAAAGCAGCUGGAGGAAUGCUGCUUUUUCUUUCACAAGUGUCAGACCGCCACUAUCAGGGAGAACCUUCGGCUGUUUGGGAACAUGGAUGAGGAAGAGGUCAGGGAGCUGGAGGAGAAGCGGGACUGCGCUGCUGACUUUUACCUGCGGCGAUUCCGAUUGCGUCGCCUGGCCCGGGAUGACUGGUUGGUGAAGAGGUCGCAGGCUGGCUGGAGCUUGACUGGCCGACUGUGUGCGCACAAGAAGAAGAAACUGCACUCCGGCUCGUACAAUGACAGGAUGGACCUGGCCAGCCUAGCCUGGCGAGAAAGGAUGUGCAAGGGCCUUCUCGGCCCUGAGGUGGAUCAGCACUGCCCUGCCAGCCGGGGGGCUGAUUGCACCCUGAGGGACGCACAAGGUUGUGCUGACUGCCAGUCCUGGUACAUCUUGGAAGGCAGGAGGCUGAGCAGGCUGGUCAGCUCUCCGUUCUGCGAUGUGGAGCUCCAGCGGAAUAUGGAGGAGGCCAUGCUGGAAUGCGGGGCAGCACGUGGCACAGUUACGCCCCCUUGUGACUCCUGCACUGUCUAUACUGAAGAGCUGGUGCUGUCUGAACUCACCGCCCUGCUGGCAGAGCAGAAGUGGGUAUUCUGUGCCCACCGUGGUUGGCCAGUGGAUUGCCUUGUGAUGACGAGGCUGCAGCCCCUCCGAAGCCCAAAGCAGAUCGGCGGCUUCUAUGUCCGGUACCAGAAGGCUACGUCCCUGCUUCCCACUCGGUGCACCGUCCUUCACGAUGGAGAGCUCUCGUACCAGCAGUGUCUGCUCGAUGAUGUGAUCCAUGCAGUCAAGGACUGUAAAGACGGUGGUGCGCUCGUCCUCCCCAUCCUCUCGUCCUUCACCCGCUUUACAGCUGGCCUGAUAUUUGUGCUGCAGCACUGCUUCCGAGCGCUGGACUUUGUUUGCCCCACCUCGUCGGAUGCCCUUGGAACCCUCGCUGUGUUGCUGUGUGCUGGCUUUUGUCGCCCGACCACUGAGGUCACGGCGUUCCUGGCGAUGCUGAGUGACCACAUGUGUCAGCUCCGGGAAUGCGAGCCUGAUCAGCCGCUGCAGGUCCUGCAGUUUGUGCCGAUGGAGCUGCUGCUCAGGGGAAACCUGCCGAGGUUCCUUGACAUGCUGAAUACUGCCAUCACAAAACAGAGGCUUCACCUGCUCGUCCAGAGCACGAAAUAAACCAGCACUAUCCAGUUCGUAGGCUGGAGCUGUCUGGUAUUGUCCUGUCACUGGUGUCACAGCCAGCACUGUCCAGUUCCUAGGCAGGACUGACGGACAUGCCAGUGUUUGCAGCCAUUCAAUAGCUCUCAAGGAUCGACAGUCCCCUUGAAGAGCUCAAUCAGCUCUGUAAGAGCAGUGCAUGGAGUAAGCACCAGAUAUACUCCAUCGAGGUUCAUCCCUCUGAUCUCUGAAUGUAGUCACUGCUCCAAGUGAGAGACUCACACAACCAGCUGAAGUGCCGGGGAAAGUUGGAGCAUUCUCACUUUGAAACUGUGAUUAGUUUGGUGCCUUGCAGUCACAUAGGGAAACCUGCUGUGGCAAGUUGCUGACAGCGCCAUCUGUGGACACUGUUCUGCAGUGAUGGUGAUGGAGUUGAAUGAUUGUUGAUGGAGUUGAAGCUCAUUUAGAUCAUUCUUUCCCACUGGGCUGUUCACAUUUUAAAUACCAGCCUGCCAGAAAGCUCCGAUGCAGCCUGUGUGAAGGGUUUAUACCAGAGAUUCCCUCUGACCUUACCAGCCACAUCAUCACUGUUUGACACAGUACACUUUAUAAAAUUAAUUCUGAGAUUAUUGCUGAGACGCUAGUCCAUAGCUGUCAGUUUUUGUUUAAAUGCAGCUUGAGAGAUUCAUUGCUGCCUUCCCUUUUGUCUUAUUUUCCUGCCUUUGAUUCCUUUGCUUCUGUUGUAAUGGGUUCGGGCUUUCCGCUAUAUCAUAGCAAGAGUAAAGGUGCACCAUGAGUAUAUAGAAAUCCUGGCACCAUUCACACAAACAGGACAUCUGAUAGUGGUGGGAUUACUGCCUCUUUGGGCAUCAGGUGUUGUGUUUUGGGCCCAGUGUGCAAGAGAAACCUGGUGACUGCUAUGAAUUGUAUAUUGCUGGUGGGGUUGAGAGGGAGAGAGAGCUGUGUUGUUUCCCCUUCCCUGUGGAUGCUCAAUUCCCCACUACCAACAAUUUGUCAAAAUCUCUAACCACAGAUGUUGUGGACUCUGAUUUAAAAUUUGGUUGCCCAUAAGGCCAGGUCGCCAGGCUCACCAAGGUCACGUAGAGACCAGUGAGUUGGAAUUGGCCUGUUUGCCACCCACGUUACGUCUGACUGCAUUUCAAAUGAAUGUUCCUCACUGCCUAGUAUCCCCGUCUUUCAGCAUUUGCUGCUAGCUUGCUCUUGUGGCCGUUUAUUGAGGCUGCUCCUUCCUGGGUGACAGAGCAUGUUACAUGUCACUGCCAGCUGGUGAACUGGACUGCACAUUGUUUGUUUGUGUUCCCUGUCCAUUCCUCUCCUCUUCCCUCCUUGCUGCCCAUCCUUUCUACUUGCCUGCUGUACGUCCAUUGUAAAGCUGCCAUCUUCUAAAACGAUGUCCUUUGGACAAAACAAAAAUGACAACCCUCUGGGUCGAAUGGCCUGCUCGGAACUCACUGUUCUUCAAGGCAUUCACAGCUCUCUCCCUCCAGCAGCUUGCAACUCUGAACAGGUUUCUGUCAUACACUGGGCCCAAAACACAGCACUCUGCCCAAAGUGGCAGUAAUCCCACCACUGUCAGAGGUUGUGUUUGUGGAACUGCAGCAUGAUGAGAGAGAACGGGACAAUGAUGAAGAAGCAUUUUAAAGCCUGUGUAUGACAGAUGAGCAGUGUACUGAUCUGUUGUCGACUGUUCCUUUGGUUUGUGUGAAUUAAAAUGAAGAAUACCUUAAGUAACUGAUGAGUUACCACUGGCUGUCUGCACAUCUGCUUCACUAGUUGCAAUUUCCAGGCCUUUUUGAUGGUGUUGACUUUCCACAAGUUACGCUGUCGUAAGCACCAGCUGACAAACCCAGCACCUCGCUCUUCCAGCACCUGAGCCACAUGUCUGUCACACAGUGUCAAACAUAUUCGUGAUCAGAUUUUGUUUUUGUUUUAAACUCCAAUCUUUGGGUUCAGUGCUGAGAAGGUGAGAAUCACAUGCACACAUCUCAGGGAUAUAGGUCCUGCUGACCAUUGCUUCUUGUAAGGGAAUUACUUCACGUUCUUGUUUUCAAAUACAGAGACAAUACAGAACAAGAGUGAACUGCUGCAUUUAAAUUCUUUGUGUGUAUAAAUUGUAUAUUUUAGAGUGAAAGUAUUUUUGUGUUCUGAUCCCAUCAUAAUACGUUUGGAACAGUUGGUGUCCGGUCACAACAGACAACAUAGAAGGGUAAGCCAAGGUGCACUGUUUAGAUCUCUGCAGCAUCUUUGAGUCACGACUGCAUCUGAUUCCUGAUUUUUGAAUUGCUAACGCUGGUGAACCUGUAAUAGCUCUGUCAGUGAUGAGCUGGGGUUCUGAAUUUAUUAGCUGGUUAUUUUGUAGCUGAAUAACAAACUUAUCGUUAUUUGAUGGAUUUGGAGGCAUCGCAGUUUCUCCCACUGCAGUCCAGAUGUCUCAUGAAGGUUGCCUGAAGGAAUGUGUCAGACACCUUGAAGUCUGAGAUUGUAGGAUGUUGUUUGCCUGAAGUGUAAUGAACUUUGUUCUUUAAUUAAAUCUAGAACAGAUAGAUCAUUCCCAGCAAGUAUGGUGGUAGUAAUGUUCGUCUAAGUAUCCCAGAGACAGGAUACAGGAGGCCAUUCAGGCCAUCAUGUUAAUAUUGGCUUUCAGAACCAAUCAGGUUAGUUUCAGUUCUCUGCUUUUUCCAAUUGCAUUUAAUCUGUUUGCAAACUUAUAGGUUCCUGAAAUUUAAACAGACAAUGUGCCUUUAAAGAAUUCAAUUUUUUUUGAAAACCUUCCCUCCAAAUGGUUAGUUACUGGACCAAAAGCAAUUAUGGGCAUAUAACAGAAUUCAUUGCUUCAAAUGGAAGUGGAAUGGCCUGAAAAAUAAUUUUUUUUAUUUCUGUUCAUUGUAUGAUGCAGGAUUGAAAUUAUGCACUUUGUUUUGUUACAGAGAAAUUGAAAAAUGAAACAACAAUGAAUUGUGACUUUGUUUUGUAUGUGAGUUCAAAUUCGAUAUCUAUUUAGUUAGAAUUUGGAGAUUAUUCCUUGAUUGAAAUCACAUAAGAUCAACAAUUUACAUUUGAGAUAAAUUUCAAAUUUUUUUUUGUUUAGGGAACAAUUAAAGGUCUUUAAACCAAA
Rhincodon typus (whale shark) is the source of this 6236-nucleotide messenger RNA. RefSeq names its product cap methyltransferase 2 (gene cmtr2). The record is from RefSeq and is a predicted model, not a curated record. NCBI's taxonomy places the organism in Eukaryota, Metazoa, Chordata, Chondrichthyes, Orectolobiformes, Rhincodontidae. The transcript is spliced from 2 exons. Gene Ontology annotation, cellular component: nucleus; cytoplasm. Gene Ontology annotation, biological process: 7-methylguanosine mRNA capping. Bases 761 to 3118 code for a protein of 785 amino acids. Gene Ontology annotation, molecular function: methyltransferase cap1 activity.